This is a messenger RNA of Trypanosoma cruzi, 1113 nucleotides long. RefSeq names its product pumilio/PUF RNA binding protein 3, putative. Gene Ontology annotation, biological process: post-transcriptional regulation of gene expression. Lineage: Eukaryota; Euglenozoa; Kinetoplastea; Trypanosomatida; Trypanosomatidae. The annotation marks the transcript as partial. Gene Ontology annotation, cellular component: cytoplasm. The transcript has a single exon. Gene Ontology annotation, molecular function: mRNA binding. The record is from RefSeq and is a predicted model, not a curated record.
ACCCCGGAGGGGUUGCGAGGUUCUGUGUAUGAGAUAGCAAAGGACCAACAUGGAUGUCGAUUUCUUCAACGUCUAUUAGGAGGGUCAAACGGAGAUGGAGAAUUUGUCCGUAUCAUUAUGAACGAAGUUGUCCCACAUGUAGCGGAGUUGAUGACAGAUCAAUACGCCAAUUUUCUUAUUCAAAAGCUCUUUGACAUGAUGCCUCAGGAUGUGCGUUACAAGGUGGCACGUGUUGCUGCCCCAAAAAUUAUAUCCAUUGCGCUCACACCGCAUGGGACAUUCAGCGUGCAGAAAAUGGUUGAAACCAUUGCCUCACGUGAAGAAAUGGAUAUUCUGCGGGAGGCUUUGUCAAAGGAUGUUGUUCGAUUGGUUAAGGAUGCCCAUGGAAAUCAUGUCAUUCAAAAAGUGCUGCAACGCUUCAGUCACGCGGAUAAGGAAUUUAUUUACGCUGCGGUGGGAUCGGACUGCAUUUCCAUUGCCAAAAAUAAGCAGGGAUGUUGUGUACUUCAGCGGUGUCUUGAGUAUGCGUCUUGUUCACAAAGGGCAACUCUAGUAAAUCAAAUACUGCGCUGCUGCUUGCAGAUUGCGGAGGAUCCUUUUGGAAAUUAUGUCUUGCAAUACGUUUUGGAGUCCAAUGACAGUAAAACAACUGACACGAUUGCAAUCGCAUUUCUUCCACAUUUAGUUCAACUUUGCAUGAAUAAAUUCAGCUCCAACGUGAUAGAGAAGGUGUUACGUGGCGCAUCGCAGCCUGUCCAAGAGAUGUACGUGGAAACCAUGUGUUCCCCCGAUGUUGUUUCUCGUCUCAUCCAAGACGAUUUUGGUAAUUAUGUGCUUCAAACCGCCCUCACCAUUUGUUCAUCGGCUCAGGCGGAGUCACUUGUGUCUGCCGUUCGCCCCCUCAUGCCCAUCAUUAGGAACGCUCCAUAUGCGAAGAAGUUGGAGGGGAAAAUUGAUGGCAUUGUUCACAAAACAGCCGGAAACGACAGAAAUUCCUUCGCUGAAUACGAGAAAAGCCGUCAAGGGGAAAUGAAUGAACAGAAUUGCGAUAUUUUGUUGCCACACCACGCCCGGGAGUCCAGCGUGGCGCCGCAUCAGCAACUUUCCAGCUGA